Molecule: messenger RNA, 1985 nt
Organism: Pygocentrus nattereri (red-bellied piranha)
Lineage: Eukaryota; Metazoa; Chordata; Actinopteri; Characiformes; Serrasalmidae
Product: protein Fer3
Exons: 2
Coding region: 603-1223 (206 amino acids)
Biological process (GO): regulation of transcription by RNA polymerase II; developmental process
Molecular function (GO): RNA polymerase II transcription regulatory region sequence-specific DNA binding; DNA-binding transcription factor activity, RNA polymerase II-specific; protein dimerization activity
Source: RefSeq, a predicted model, not a curated record
GUCAGGAGAGGGACUGGACCUCACAUCUCAGAGGCAGUGGUCUAGCAUCGGGGGAUAUAUCUCAGGCGGAGUGGUCUAACUUUGAGGCAUAGGCUGGACCUCAGAGGCCUAAUAUCUUGGUGGCAGUGGUCUAACAAAGUUAGACAUCUCAGAAGCAGUGGUCUUUCGUAGGUUCCGAUACCUCAGAGGAACUGGUCUACCAUAGGGUCAGAUAUCUCAGGAGCACUGCUCUGCCACUGAGGCAGAUAUCUCAGAAGUAGUGAUCUACCAUACAGUCAGUUAUCUCCGAAGCAGUGGUCUAGGGUAAGACACAUCGGAAGCAGUGGUCUACCAUAGGAUCAGAUAGGGUCAGAUACCUCAGAAGCAGCGGUCUAGGGUCAGAUACCUCAGAAGCAGUGGUCUACCAUAGGGUCAGAUACCUCAGAUGCUCUAGUUUACGAUAGGGGCAAAAUAUCUACCAAAGGGUCAGACAUCUCAGAGCAUUUUCUGCCUGGGUCAACCAAAGCAACAGGUCUAAGAAACCAACUCAGUCUCAUAGCCUUAAUCAGUAGUGUCCAAAGACAGUAUCCACGACCUUUAAAGAGGGGACUGAACUCAGAGCGAUGGAAGACACGCUUUUCGACUUUGACCAGGAUGCCACACCAGACCUCGCUUUCUGGGGCCAAAUGGACCCCAACUUCCAGUUCCAGUCACAGCUGGAUUCUCUUCUGUUCGACUGCCAGCUUUCGCCGUGGUCCUCCGCUGGAUGCCAGUCCAUGUUCCCCGACUUCACCGACCUGGAUUGGCAGUCUCCGCGGCUGGAAGCCGGUGCUGAAGCGGACAGCUCCGGUGCGCACGACCCUCACGCGGGGGGCAAGCGCGCACAGCGCCGCCUAUCGAGCCACCACCACCAGCAGCAACAGCAGGAGCAGCAGCAGCCGUACAAAGUGCAGCGGCAUGCCGCCAACAUCCGCGAACGGAAGCGCAUGCUGAGCAUCAACUCGGCCUUCGAGCAGCUGCGCUGCCACGUGCCCACGUUCCCGUACGAAAAGCGCCUCUCCAAGAUCGACACGCUGAGACUCGCCAUCGCCUACAUCGCGCUGCUGAGGGAGAUCCUCAUGUCCGGCUGCGACCCCAAGUCCUACGUGGACGAAUGCAUGAAAAACGGCUACAAAAAUCAGACCAACGCGAUCUGGAACACAAGUGAUCUGACAGCUCGUCUUUCUUGGAUAAAGUGGGAUUAGAGUGCAGGAUAGACUUAGCUCAGCUCAGGGGAGAGAUCCUGCCCCCACCUCAUUGGCAGCUUGGCAUCAUGGCGGACUGACAUCUGCAGACUUCUCACCACGGAACAUGGAAGACCCUUCAGCUGAGCGCCGGGCACGCCGGACGCUUUUUAUAUUCUAAUGUGUUGACGAUGAGAGAAUGAGGUCCUGUGUUUUAGGGGUGAAUGGGACUAUGUUCAAGCAUUACUGAAGCAAAGACAUGCCACUUAUAUGUGGAGGGGAUGAGAGAACUGCCGAGCAUCUUGGGGUGCCUGUUUAAGUGUUUUGUGUGUGUUUCAAGCUGAAGGGUGGGAAUUUCACCCUCUCCACCACAUUUACAUGAUAGAGUGGUAUUGUUUUGCACUAAUCAUGCCCUGCUCUGCAGAUAUUCACUGCAGUUUGAUCGCUAGUAUAUUUAUUGUUUAUUUUAUAAUUUAUUGAGAAUAUUGUCUUAUUUAUUACUUUUCUGUGUUUUUCUCUUUAAAUGUGUUUUCACAGCCAUUUUUCUGAAGGACUUUUUUUUGAAAGAGAAUAACAUUUUUGCUCAGACUUUAAUAGCUUUUUACUGUGCUCUUUUAAGUACAGCUUUGUGCAAACGUUUUAGACACAAGAUAAUUACAGACAAUUACAUUACAUAACCCCAGUCCAAUUACAUUUAGUUGAUUUUAUAAGUGGAAAGGAAGCCCUUUACACUGUGUGAAAAAUUCAUGAUAAGUGGACCAAUAGAAAUGCUCCAAAACAGCU